Molecule: messenger RNA, 1229 nt
Organism: Orbicella faveolata
Lineage: Eukaryota; Metazoa; Cnidaria; Anthozoa; Scleractinia; Merulinidae
Source: RefSeq, a predicted model, not a curated record
UUUUCAAGGGACUUAUCGACUCUGCAAUGUACUUAACAGCUUCAAAGCCCAGUACGUUUAUAGCUGUCUUCACGUUUUGCCUGCUUGUGAGGGCUUGGCACUCCGUUGACGCACUUGAUAAGAGGUCUGGAGAUGAGCAUGAUGUCAUAAGGUUCUUUUCUACCGAUCUGGACGAGGACGACAUUAUCCUGAACGAGGAAAACCUUCGUCCAGAAUAUAGCCAAACAGAAGACACGGCAACCUUUGACGACUUCCGGUUACAAGGAAUUAUGAGAAACCUCAGAGAAAAAAAAAGUAAUGGAAAAAUAUGCCAUCAGCCUGGAAAAACAGUUCACGUGAAUGGAGAUGUUCUUCACGAGUGCACCGAUGACUGCUUAUGUAAAGAGUGUGUUCGGAGACCCUAAUACGUUGGCUGUACAGGCAGGAUAAUAUUGUCGAGUUGAUAAGACGAAUUACGGAUCAGGACUAUAAUUAUGAGACUGACGUAAAAUAAAAUUGCUUGUAAGAUGUAACUAAAUAGAAAAAUGAAAUAAAUAAAGUAAACGAAGAUCAUACCUUAUAACCCCAAAUACAUUUGUCAUUAGAAUCAGCCUGAAGUUUUCCCAGGUUAAAUGUUGAUAUAAAAAGUCGGUCAAAUCUGCUGGCUAACCGACAAUCGACACGUGUUCUUCAUUUCAACCCUCGGACGUACAAGGAGGAAGGGGGGAGGGGUGGUUGCCACCGCCCGGUAGUUUACUGCAAAGUUUAAAAAAGACGAUUUACUCUGAGAUGCCGAAACUUUCUAUAGCCUGUUCAUACAUCCUUAUCGAAAAAUUUGAUACGUCAAUUGUGUGUCCAUUCGUCGCCGUGGCAACCGUAAGUAAAUUUUUAUGCAAGUCUUGCGAAAAAUCUAUUUUUUUUAUAUAUAAUUCUAUGUUUUCCAGUUUUCUCCGUCAUUGCAGAAAUAUUGUCUUUUUUUUUUUCAUUUCACAAGUAUUUUGGCUUGAAUCAACAAUUUUUUUUGAAACGGAUUUCACUAUAAAAGCUAACGUUAAGAAACAACGACGUUUCCACCGGCCGGCCGUUCGACGGUCAUUUUCAAGUUGAAAGUAAAAUUUUUGUAUGUGCUCAAAUAUAUGCAAUCGAUUAUAAGAAUACUACUGAGACACUGACUUAAACUCUAAAAUAUUUACCUAGAAACAAUACAAGAAAAUUACGGCAUGAAUAAUAUACCAGUGAGACAAUCUCAG